Messenger RNA from Drosophila obscura, 4708 nucleotides. RefSeq names its product protein trachealess (gene trh). The transcript is spliced from 10 exons. Gene Ontology annotation, molecular function: RNA polymerase II transcription regulatory region sequence-specific DNA binding; DNA-binding transcription factor activity, RNA polymerase II-specific; protein dimerization activity. Gene Ontology annotation, biological process: regulation of transcription by RNA polymerase II. The record is from RefSeq and is a predicted model, not a curated record. Bases 297 to 3266 code for a protein of 989 amino acids. Lineage: Eukaryota; Metazoa; Arthropoda; Insecta; Diptera; Drosophilidae.
CCAUCCCGUACCGUCCCGUCCCCACGCACCCCAUCAAAGGAUAAUUGAAGACACGUACGCGCGUGUGUAGGACAACAAAAGGAUGCGGCACACGUCGAUGACGAGGCACCACCGCUGUUGACCUCCAAAAGUGGCCCCAAACCCAAAACCCAACCCAACCCUUAACCAAGUGCAAUAAAUAGUGAAAAAUGUGUUAACCCCAGUGCCAGAACAUCCAUCGAUCCAUCGAUAUAGCAUCGCUAAGACGAAGAACUACCUCUGCAGAUCCGCCAAUCCCAUACGAUCACACGAUCAUUAUGUUGCCAUAUCAGGCAGCCGUGGCCAUGGAUUAUGCCGGCUAUCAGCGGCAGCCGACGCCCGGACAUCCCGGCUCCCACAUGGCCGCCACCAUGGGAUCCUUGGGAAUGCCCUCGGUGCCGUUCACACACAGUUGGAUGGUGCCCGCACAGGACCUCUGUGGCAUGGCUCCGUACAACAAAAUGCCCAAUCAGCAUCAGCCGGGCGGACCCGGAAUGCAUGCCCAGCAGCAGCCCAUCGAACCGGGCAUCCUGGAGCUGCGCAAGGAAAAGUCACGGGAUGCGGCACGUUCGAGACGGGGCAAGGAGAACUACGAGUUCUAUGAGCUGGCCAAAAUGCUGCCACUGCCAGCGGCCAUCACCAGCCAACUGGACAAGGCCUCCAUCAUAAGACUGACCAUCAGCUAUCUGAAGCUGAGGGACUUUUCCGGCCACGGGGAUCCGCCAUGGACGCGAGAGGCCUCCAGCAGCAGUAAGCUCAAAAGUGCCGCCAUUCGACGCAGUCCCGCUGUUGAUUUGUUCGAGCAACAUCAGGGCACCCACAUACUGCAGUCGCUCGAUGGCUUCGCUCUGGCCGUGGCAGCAGACGGUCGCUUCCUGUACAUUUCGGAGACGGUGUCCAUCUACCUGGGCCUCUCGCAGGUGGAGAUGACGGGCAGCAGCAUAUUCGAUUAUAUCCACCAGGCGGAUCACUCGGAGAUUGCCGAUCAGCUGGGCCUGAGCCUCACCAGCGGCGGCGGUGGUGGCGGCGGUGGAGGAGGCUCCUCGGGCAGUGCAGGUGGCGGCAGUGGUGCCGCCGGCCUGGCCUCCCCCACAUCGGGCGCCUCCGACGAUGGCAGUGGCACACACGUGGCUGCCUCCAUGACGCAGGCCUCCACGAGCGGCUAUAAGGGCUACGAUCGGAGCUUUUGUAUUCGGAUGAAGUCCACACUGACGAAGCGGGGAUGCCAUUUCAAGUCCUCCGGCUAUCGGGCCAGCGAUGCAACCAGCAAUUGCAACAACGCUAACAAUAAUAACGCUAACAAUAACGCUAAAAACGUUAAGAAUCCGGGCUCAAACUAUUCGGUCGUUCUGCUGCUGUGCAAGCUGCGGCCCCAGUACACCUUCUCGCACAGUCGCAAGUCGCAGCCGCCGCUGCUGGGGAUGGUGGCCCUGGCCAUUGCCCUGCCACCGCCCUCCGUGCACGAGAUCCGUCUGGAGUGUGAUAUGUUUGUGACCCGCGUGAACUUUGACCUGAAAGUAGCGCACUGCGAGCCAAGGGUCUCGGAUCUGCUGGACUACACGCCUGAGGAUCUGGUGAACAAGAGCCUGUAUUCCCUGUGCCAUGCGGAGGAUGCCAAUCGACUGCGCAAAAGCCAUUCGGACUUGAUCGAAAAGGGUCAAGUGCUGACGGGCUACUACCGACUGAUGAACAAGAGUGGAGGCUACACCUGGCUACAGACCUGCGCCACGGUCGUCUGCAGCACCAAGAAUGCCGAUGAGCAGAACAUCAUUUGCGUCAACUAUGUGAUCAGCAAUCGAGAGAAUGAGAAUCUGAUACUGGACUGCUGCCAGCUGGAGCCGAGCAUGGACAGCAUCAAGCACGAGGAGGGAUUGGGCAACGACAAGAGCAGUGGCUCGCCAGGCGGCGAUGCAGCGGGCGAUGGCAACGCCCAUUUGAGUGCCGGGGAAAUGAAGCUGACGGAUGGCAAAUCGGAUCCGGAGGGACACUCGCAUCGCGGACGGGGACGCAGUGCCGCAGCCUCGCAUGGCAGCAGCAUGAGCAGCCUGUCCCUGAUCAAGGACAGCCCCACACCGCUGGGCGUGGAGAUUGAGGCGGGUGUGGGUGUGGGUGUGGGCGUGCUGCCAGCCACUGUGGCCACGCCGGUGCCCGCCCCAACGCCCGUUGGCAGCACGACGAGCAGUGGGGCGACAACCAAGCGCAAGAGGAAGACCAAGGCCGCACAGCAGGCGGAGGAGGAGCAGCAGGUGAAUGUCGAGCAGCCGAUGGCCAAGCUGCCGGCCAUGGAGGAGUCCCAGCCAAGGAGUCGCCUGCCCUCCAUUGUGGACGAGCAGCCAGCAGCCGAUUCGGCAGUCAAGGAUCUGGAGCACGCCAUGUCCAAGCAUCUGCCAUCGCCCGUGUCAGUGUCCGUGGCCGUGUCGCAGGCGAGCACCGACUUCAGUGCCGAUUCCCUCAUCAAGCAGCAGCACCAACAGGCGCACCAGCAGCAGCAGCAGCAACAGCAGCAGCAGCAGCAGAUCGACCCCAACGAGAAGAGCAGCACGAUCCAGUGGAUUGGGACGCCCUACCAGCAGCCACCCGCCCCCAUGCCGGCCACCGCGCUGCUCCGGCAGCUGUACGCCAAUCGGGAGAGCGUGAUCCGGGCGACGGCCCGCCAGACGCCCACGGGUGUGGGUCCCGGGGUGUUCUACGGCGAGCAGCAGACGGGUCCGCUGCCCACGCCGCCGGGCAGCGAGUCCUCCUACGAGAACCAAUACCUGCAGCUGCACUCGGCCGCCUCCGCCGCCGGGGUGCAUCCCCAGAAGGGCUCCUCCGAUGCCUUCACCAAUCUGGUGUCCACCUACGGCGGCUAUCACAGCUCCAUUGACUACCACAACGCCAUGACGCCGCCCAGCUCCGUCUCCCCGCGCGACUCCAACAACUCUGGCAAGGUGCCGCCCUCCUCCGCCCCCAUUCUGGCCAGCAACGGCGGUGGCUACGAGUACGCCGAUCCGCUGCGCGGACAAUAUGUGGCUGCAACCGGAGAUGGUGCCCCCGCCACGCUGCCCCUGAAGCCGCAGGCCUACACUGCCACAAUGCACCCGCAUCCGCAUCCGCACGGCCAUGCCACCAGCACCAGCACCACAACCACCGAGGGCGGCGUCACCUACAGCAACCUGGAGCAGCCGCAGUACUUUGCCCCGCACUCCAGCUUCCAUUUGUACCACAAGGGCAGCCCCGCCACCGGCUGGUACUCCACGCCCUCCUAGGUAAUGGACGACGGCGGCUUGGCCCAGUGCCAGCAGAUGCAGCCGUACCAAUCCCCGCACUCUGCCUAUCAGGAGCAGCAGCAUCAUCAUCAUCAUCCUGCUGCUGCUGCAGCUGCUGCAACUUCCGCUGGUGUGGGUGUGGGUGUGGGUGGUGGCGAUCGCUGGGACUUUGUGGGGGCACUGGGCAAGGUGGCGCGCAUGUUCUUCAGCGCUCGCAAAGGUAAUCCCGGAUAGACACAGCAACGAACAGGCAAGGCAGCCGGGCAGGUGGAGCCAUCCUUCCUGCUGGCACUUGUACAGGCUUGGCUUAGGAGGAGCACACUCCUCAGAACGCAUCUAAUUAGGAAGUUAGGAAGUUAGGAACUAGCACUAGCAGUCCCCCCAGGACUAGAACUUAGAGCCUACACAUUAAAGCGUUAAAAACAUUCAAUGUUGUUAUAUAGUUCUUAAGAGUUGUAAAUUAUGGACACACCACAAGACACCACUCCACUCCACUCCUCUCCUCACCAGAGGCACACACUGACACACCCAAUGAAAUUAGCUGCAAAACGGAAAUACUCGGCAAGAAUGCAAUUGAUUAAAUAAACUAAAACUAAACGAAUACCUAGGAUACACACGAAAGUUAAUACUAAUAUUAAAUAAGACUAAGACUUGCAUAUAGAGUGCCAGCAGAGCGGAAGAACAGAUCGAAGAACUCCUCGUACUACGCGUUAAUCAAUGAUUGCUCCACUCCACUCCACUCCAUAUUGUUAUUAAUUAUUUAAAUCAAUUGUAAUUUUACCAGUACAUAAAUACACAUAUAUACAUUAAACAUUAAACAUAUAGAAGAUAAACCGCAUGAUAUAUUAAUUAAUAUAUAUAUAUAUUUAAACAUUUUUACAACAUAUCAAAUGCUUCCUCCUUUAGAAUUACGAACUACCCUACCAUAUACAUACAGAUACAGAUAUAGAUACAGAUACAGAUAUAGUGUGCCCCCAGACUCGCUUUGGGAUUCCUUCUAUUUCGAUUCAAUGAAAUUUACCCCCUAAGAUGUCUAAUGUUCCACUCACAACUGUUUUUCACACUCCCACUCCACCUUCUCCUCCUCCUUCUCUAUUGUAUAUUUAACGAAAAAAACCAUCUAUCGGAAUAGCUAAACAAACAACAACAAAACAAACAACAAAAAACGAAAAAAGUGUAAUUAAAUUUUUGUAUAAAACACAAAGAAAGUUUCUUCCCAUUAAAGGCUUACAAAAUAUUGAGUAUAAAUAUGUAAAAGGUGGAUUUUAAUUGUGGCUGGAGGGCAGUGCUAAGGAUCCUUCUAAAGCUCUCCAUCUUUCGCGACUGAAAUCAGGCAAAAGGCCAUAUGAAAUUCAAAUCACAGUCCUUGAAGUUUAUCUGUCAGCUUUGAAAUACGAGUAACCAUAUUCGGUAGAUCAGCAGUUGAGUCUCAGUCUCACAGU